AUGAUGCUCGAUUAUCCUUCAGGGCGAGGAAUCGUAUUGCGAGAGAUCAGCAUGUUGCUCAGGUACCGAGAGGAUGACGGCCACUUUCAUAGCCCAGUGGAAGGUUGCCACUACCGCCAUGAACGCUCAGGGACUCUGAAAUCACACCUGCGGCAUCUGCAUGAGAAAAAGAUGCCGAGACAGAUGCCAUCAACAGCAUUGCAGGGUCCGACUAGCAAUCGCCCCGCAGUACAUAAUGAGCCCGCUGUUACGACCGGCACCGGCCCUCCUAAUCGUCAAAAACCUGCUCGGAUGCGCACGAAAAAACGUGUGGUCAAGCUUGAUGAACAGCACGGCAUUGCCGCGGCGCGAAUUUUCAUGGACGAGAUUGGGUGCCUUGUAUCCCCCGUCUUUGAGUCUCCAGUGUGCACGCAGUGCGGCCAUGUCCUGAGAGGCAGGGUGACGCAUCAUCUGUUCAAAAAGCACCAUGUGCGGUGCAGCCAAGAAGAUAUUGAUGCAGCCAUGGCACUCCUGCGCCCGCUGCAGCCCGAGGAGCCGCCGAUCGACCUUGGGGCAGAAUCGGAGCCUCGUAUGCCUAUUGAAGGCAUACCCAUUCUGGACGGUGUGGGUUGCCCCCUGUGUCAGGCAUGCUUCACGACAAAAGGCAGUCUGUGGAAUCACAUCGUAGCCGAGCAUCCCGACGAACCAGAGGCCAAGCAGCUGCCUCGACGAGUCAAGCUGCAAAAGCCGCUGCGUGGUGCUGGGGCCCGCUGUGUCGAGGUCAUUGUCGAAGAAGGCCACGAUGCCUCGGCAGCCGACGUCAGCGAAAACGAGGAAGAGCUGGAGGAGCAGCAGCGGUUCAAGCAGCUGAUCUCCAGCACUCAGGCCAUGGCGUCAGAGGCCAAGGAGAAGCGCUGCCCGCACGGCGUUCACCAGAUGCAUCCGUUCUACGACAGCGUGGACAUGACGCUGGUCAUUAACGAGCUGAAGCCAGAGCGCAUGGUCGAACUGGGCCACAACACACCGUCGGCACUCCUCGAGUCGGGCAUGCACGAGCUGUUCUGGUCGGCCUACGAGCAGCUCUCGGAUCAGGGCCUGGCCGCCGCUGCGGUGACGCGUCUGUUUGACGACAAUGAAGGGCAGUAUCAGCAUCGUCCCAUGCGACAAGUACAGCCGCAAACCGUCAGCAGGUACCUGAGUCUUGGGACACGCCUGGUCCAAUUUUUGCUGCUGCUGGAGGCCAUGCCAGCCCCCGAUCCGUCCAGCUUUCUGGGCCAGGUGCUUGCCAGCCGUGGCUCUGCGGUAAUCAAUGCCACCGCGGCUCUGAGUGCGGGCCUGGACGCUGGAAUGACCAAGAAAGAGCUGGUCGAGCCCCUGACGUCCCUGUGGCUGGCCCUGGUGGAGGUGGAGCUGAGCCUCUUUGACAACGACAAGGUGCACUUUGUCAACGUCUUCCUAUUGUGCACGGCCGUGUCCAAAGGAAGCGGCAUCCUGCAAGACAUCAGGCAGUGGACCACAACGCCCGCUGGACUGCUGUACGUAUUCAAAUUGUUUCUGCUUCGCCGUGGCAAGAAUGAGUCGUGGUCAGUGGCCAACGAGCUCAGGCCGUAUAUGCAGCCCGGGCGAUUGGUGCACUUCUUAAGCCAGCGCAUGAGCAUGGCACGAACAGCGAGCAUGGCCGAGGGGCAGGCUGGAGUCGACGUCGAUAUCCGAGCCGAUGGCGACGUGACGGACGAGACGCUGCGCACCAUUGUCUGUCGAGGCAUUGAGCUCAAUGUGGAGGAGCUUGGGGCUGCGCUGGAGCAGAUGCGCAAAGACAUGACGGAAAUAUUGGACAAGCACCUCUUGCUCGACUCACGCCUGCGGAAAGAUUACGAGAAAGAAUAUGAGCGGCUGCGAUUGAAGGAGGAUCGGACCAACAGGGUCAAGAACUGCUGGGCGCUCGGCAAGUUGCUAGAUCCCCGCGCCGUGACAUGCUUUGCUGCCGGCCAGCCGCUUUGUGACGUGUGCGCAGGAACAGCACAGCGCCUGGAGCCAGCAAUAGCUGCGCACCAGCAGCGCGCUGCCCAAGCGUUGAGUGUGGGGCAUGUGGAAGCAGAGCCCGAGGCGAUGGCGGAGGAGGAAGAUGUGUUGUCUGAGCCACCUGCAGCACGGCUCGAGGAAGAAGAAUCGAUCGGGCCAGAGUCCGCUUUGGAUGUAACUUCAGCAUCGAACGUUGACACGGCAGCAUCACCAGGACCAGGUGCCGUUGCGGCGCAGUCGAGCAGAAGCACUCCACGUGCCCAGGACACGGCUGUGGUGGCGACAAAUGGAGGGCCAAUGACGGACGCUGCUGUGCCACGGAUACAGACGAGUGCUGCUUGGAUUGAUGAGGCAGAUACAGCAUCCAUGUCGGUGCCAGCUUCACCCAUGGUCUCUAAUGCUGAUGACGAGGCGCCUUUACAGCAAGAGGCGCGCGGCCCGGAGCAAACCACGUUGGCAGAGGGCGAGAGCACGCCACAGCCAGUCAUUCAGUCAGCAGCACAGCCAACCCCCACGAAACACGCGCCAACCCCGUCGGCCUCGAUCAUUUGCGUGCCAGUACCAUCGGCCUCGGGUUCAACCUCGUCUCCGGCGCGAUCGGCUGCAAGCUCAGCCUCGGGUACACUGCGGCGUAAGCGAGUGCCGCUGGCUGCUGAAAGUACAUGUGCCCCUGGGUCUGGCGAUCAUGACGACGAUGGCAACGGCACCGCUACCAGCCCUGCUCCCUCAACAUCCAAGCGAUCGGCAUCGGAUGUCACGUGCACAGCUGCUGCUUCUUCAACAGCGGCUCAAGCAGCGGAGUCGCCUCUUCCCGCUGCAAAACGAGCAGCAUCGAGUGGCACGCGCACCGCUACCGUUGCCGCUACUGCUACCACUCGCUCUGAAGCCACGGUAUCUGCUGCGGCUACGCCACCGAAUCGGCACAACGUCGCCCCAAUAUUUCGGUCGAAAUCAGGGACAGAAAAAAAAUAUCUGAUGCACCACGCGGCGGCUGACAAGUUUAUUGGCGUUCUGAAGUUGAUGGAUGAUUAUUGCAUGCGAUGUACUAUUCGACAGGCGAAACCCGUCCUGAAGGCCGAGCAUCAAUGCGUAUCUAAUCGUGGUUGCAAGCGGUGUCACUUCGAAGGACACGAGACAAGACUUAAAAAAUGUUCCGUGCACCUCGCAUACCCCGACAGAGCCUGUUGCUACGCUUGUGGAAUGCCAAGACGCGCCACGAUGAAGCGGGCCAUGGGUGGGGCGCGCGCGCGCUCCUGGUGGUGCGUUGUCGUCGUUGUGGCGCGACGGGCAAGUGCUGCCGAGGUGCAAGCGACGACAUGGAUGAACGGGUGGCCAAACGACAUUGCCGCGUGA
Messenger RNA from Monosiga brevicollis MX1, 3354 nucleotides. RefSeq lists its product as uncharacterized. The record is from RefSeq and is a predicted model, not a curated record. The coding region runs from base 1 to 3354 and encodes 1117 amino acids. The transcript is spliced from 5 exons. Lineage: Eukaryota; Choanoflagellata; Craspedida; Salpingoecidae.